Pelobates fuscus (common spadefoot toad) is the source of this 1723-nucleotide messenger RNA. Its product is annotated as antizyme inhibitor 2-like. Gene Ontology annotation, cellular component: cytoplasm. The record is from RefSeq and is a predicted model, not a curated record. The transcript has 11 exons. Lineage: Eukaryota; Metazoa; Chordata; Amphibia; Anura; Pelobatidae. Gene Ontology annotation, molecular function: ornithine decarboxylase activity. Bases 300 to 1670 code for a protein of 456 amino acids.
GUCUGGCUGUGGCAGUAUAAGGCAUGUCGCAGUCAGUGGUGGCAGUAUUCACAGAGCGAGGCUGCUGCAGGACGGAUGGCGAGCGCUUCAUUCACACCCAUGGGCAGCGGAUUUGUAAAUGCUUUUUAAGGAAUCCAGAGGCGCCAGCAGCGGCGGCCACCUAACCCGCUCGGGGUGCUGCAAAUUCUCCGAGUUUACCGCAGAGCCCCCCUGGCUGCUCUGACCGCAGCUUGUUGCAUACUUAGAAACUUUAAUCUGAGGUACCCUUAGCAGGAGCCUAUAAAAUCAUUGCAAUAACAAUGUAUAUCCAGGAGUCUGAGUUUACCAUGAUGGAGGAAGGCUUUGUUGCCAGGGAUCUGAUGGAGGAAAUUAUUAACGAUGUCUCUCAGACUGAUGAUAGAGAUGCGUUUUUUGUUGCUGACCUGGGAGAUGUGGUGAAGAAACACUUGCGCUUUCUGAAAGCUUUGCCACGUGUGAAGCCGUUCUAUGCCGUGAAGUGUAACAGCAGCAGAGGUGUGGUGCAGAUACUUGCUGAGAUGGGAGCUGGAUUUGAUUGUGCCAGCAAGACAGAGAUUGAACUAGUCCAGGGAAUUGGAGUGAAGUCGGAACAUAUCAUUUAUGCAAACCCUUGCAAGCAAAUCUCCCAGAUAAAGUAUGCAGCCAAGAGUGGGGUCAACAAGAUGACCUUUGAUAAUGAAGUGGAGCUGUCCAAAAUUUCAAGGAACCACCCGAAUGCCAAAAUGGUUCUGCGCAUAGCCACAGAUGACUCAAAGUCUUCUGGCCGUCUGAGUGUUAAGUUUGGGGCACCUUUAAAAGCAUGCAGACACCUCCUUGAAAUGGCUAAAAAUCUCAACGUAGAGGUCAUUGGUGUAAGUUUUCAUGUGGGUACUGGAUGCAGUGAUCCUCAGGUAUAUGCUCAGUCCAUCGCCGAUGCCCGCUUGGUCUUUGAAAUGGCAUCUGAAUUUGGGCACAAAAUGAGCCUACUUGAUAUUGGAGGGGGUUUUCCUGGUACAGAGGACUCUAAAAUCAGAUUUCAAGAGAUUGCAGAUUUAAUAAAUCCAGCAUUGGACCUGUAUUUCCCAGAAAGCUCUGCCGUGGACAUAAUUGCUGAGCCAGGGAGGUAUUAUGUGGAAUCUGCAUUCUCCCUGGCUGUUAACAUCAUUGCCAAGAAAGAAGUACAGAUGGAAACAUCUGGAUCAGAUGGUGACGAAAUUGGCCUCAACAAAAACAUAAUGUAUUAUGUUAAUGAUGGAGUCUAUGGAUCCUUUAAUUGCAUCUUCUUUGACCAUGCACACCCGAAACCCAUACUUCAUAAGAAGCCUUCCCCAGAUCAGCCCAUCUACAGCAGUAGCCUUUGGGGACCAACCUGUGAUGGUUUGGAUAAGAUCGCUGAACAUCUCAACCUGCCUGAACUGUAUGUUGGGGAUUGGCUUUUAUUUAAUAACAUGGGAGCCUAUACAGUGGCGGCAUCUUCCACUUUCAAUGGCUUUCAGCAAACCCAGAUCCACUAUGCCAUGCCAAGGGGGGCCUGGGCAGCUGUACAGCUGUUGAAGAGAGGAUUCCAGCAGCUUGAAGGGAAAGAGACUGUCUGUACACCUAUGUCCUGCGGAUGGGAAAUCUCAGACUCCCUGUGUUUUCUCCAUACCUUUACUCCUACUGGCAUAAUUUGAAUUCCUUUGCUAAUGGGACUUUCCUUUUUUGUACUCUAACAUUUGGCAUGUUG